AUGGCUAGGAAAGCUGUAGAAAAAGUUGAACAGACCUUGUCUAAAUUAACAUAUGUUUUGGUUAAUUUAAACGUAAAUAAUGUGCAGUUAACUGGCGCUGUUGAGAAAAUGAAUGUUAAUAUAAAACGCAAUUUGAUUAAUUUAGGACCUGUUCCAUGUCAUAAAUGUGGAAAAAUUUAUAAAAAUAGAUGCACAGUAAUGGCCCAUCAGCGUUUGGAUUGCGGAAAGAAACGAACAUUCGUUUGCACGUACUGCAACAAGAGUUUCACACGUAAACAUAGCCUUAAGGGACACAUGGGAAUAACUUGUGCCCUUAUUCCCCGGGUAUCUGAUAAAAACGUACCCCUGCAAGAAUUGUACCAAGGUGUACAAGUAUUACACAGAUUUCAGGCACACAAAAUUCGCCGUGGAACCUUUGACUGGCAGGCACCUCUGUCCAAAUUGUCCAUUAUCUUACAAGCUAAGGAGGCACUUGAUAUACUGCACGAAAUCAGAGAAAUAGUUGCAAGAACGGAAUGCAAACUUUUCACACCAAAUGAUACACGACCAGACUCACAGAAUAUAUCAAAGUUAAUACCAUUGAAAACUGAAGAAGACGCCUUGUUACUGGAGGAAAUAUUAAGGAACGAGGAACAGCAACGAAUAUUGCAACUGAUACUAAAUGACUUACAAUUAGAACGAAAAGAUAGCAAGGAUUUUUUGACGAGUAUGCUAUCCAAAAUAUAUACGAAUAGGUUCGCCGUUAAAUGUUCUUGGCAUGGAGCUGGUAAACAUUUUAAAGUUGGAAAUACCAAGACCAUCGGAAUAAUCAAAGGUUAUCCAACCAAUAAAGAUAUAAUGGAUAUACUAAUCGAAAUUAAAGAAACAGUGGCAAGAACCGAAUAUAAACUUCUCACAAUAAAUAACCCACAAGACAACAGCGAUAUAUGUUUCAAAAAUAAUAAAGUUUCCCUAUCAAAUUCGAAGAGUUUAACAACGUUAUUACCAGUGAAGACUGUAGAAGAUGUCCUGAAACUGGAAGAAACAUUGAAAAAUGAGGAACAGCAACGAAAAUUGAAAGCAAUGCUAAAUGAAUUGGAAGGAAAAGAUUGCAGGAACUUAUUGGCGCGUAUGCUAUCCGAAAUAUUUACAAAUAAGAUAGCCGUUAAAUGUUCGUGGCAUGGAUACGGGGAACAUUUUAAAGUGGGAAAUACCAAAACCAUCGAAAUUAUAAAAGGUGUGGCACAAGAAUACACCUGCUUAAAGUGUUCCAAAACGUACACGAAAAAGCACUCCUAUUAUGUUCACGUGAGGUAUGACUGCGGUGAUAAAAGACUAUGCAAAUGUUUGUAUGAGGCCUGCACGUUCCAAUCUACAAGAACUGCCAAGAACGGCUCAGGAUACUUUUGCGAAAUCUGCAACACGUUGUUUUCUCGAAUGGACUAUGUUAAGAGGCACUACAUGGAACAACACGCUAAUGAAAAUAGAAUUUAUGAAUGUUCAAGGUGCCAGAAGAAGUUUAAGAGGACGCACCAUUUGAAACGACACUCUCUGACUUGCAUCGUGAAGCUGGAAGACAAAACAGAUUACCAGCAACAGUUCAACUGCUGCUUCUGUUUCUCUAAGUUGUACUCCUGCAGCUCUUGUAAUCGAGCGUACAAAUUCAAACGAGGUCUUCUGCAACACCAGAAAUACGAAUGUGGAAAACCCAAACAGUUCGCUUGUGCCAUCGAAGGCUGUGACUACAGAGCCAAAGUCAAAGGGAACGUUAAGCAGCAUUUAGUUAAGAAACAUAAAAUCAUGUUCACAACUUAUAAUUGA
This is a messenger RNA of Anoplophora glabripennis (Asian longhorned beetle), 1800 nucleotides long. Its product is annotated as zinc finger protein 99-like. Gene Ontology annotation, biological process: regulation of DNA-templated transcription. The transcript has 11 exons. The record is from RefSeq and is a predicted model, not a curated record. The coding region runs from base 1 to 1800 and encodes 599 amino acids. Lineage: Eukaryota; Metazoa; Arthropoda; Insecta; Coleoptera; Cerambycidae. Gene Ontology annotation, molecular function: DNA-binding transcription factor activity, RNA polymerase II-specific; RNA polymerase II cis-regulatory region sequence-specific DNA binding.